AGAAGAGCUUCAAAGCGAGACGUGUCUUCCGCCAAGGCGUUCCGCACGCGUGACAAGCGAAGGCGCCAUGUCAGCCGCAGCUGUGACCGCUGGCUCUCCCCCCGCUGCCCCUGGUCGCGCUCCGAACAGCCCCCGCAGCGAUUCGCAGGAGCGGCAGUCCUCUCGGGAGCCCUUCCGGAACGACGAGACUGCCGGCGCCAGUCGUGACCCGUUUACAGAACAGAAGCCGACGGAGGAGUCCAUCGACGAUGUGCUGGAUCGCGUCACCGUCCACGAUGACCACGGCAUCGACGGCCUCCCCGUCCUGUCCGCGCCGGAGCUGGGAGUGAUUGGCCGAGCGGUUUCGUUCUCCGCCACGAAGGCUGUGAACGGCGCCCGGACAAAGUUCUACUACACCGGGCUGGUGUCCGUGGUGACCGCCGCCGCCGUCACGUUGAUGCACGUGCACCGCUACACCGAGGAGGGCUUUGAGCUGUACAAGAAACGCGAGCGGUCGCUGUCCAAGAAGGGUGCGCCGACGUCCUCGGAGCCGAAGGGCACGAGCACCGCACGCCCUGCCGCUGCCGGCGGCAAGGAGAAGCGGCGCGGCGACCCCCUGUCCCUGUGUGGGUACUCCGCUGAAGGCGAGGUCGGUGUGGGGCACGACGGACGGCUGACGCUGCACCACGACAACGCUGCGCUGCUCCGCAUGCAUGCGGCGGGGAGUCUUGCGCGUGCGACCCGCGUCGACGCGGAGGCGGAGGCGGAGGCAGUGGCGUUCGAGGAGGAGGGCAGCGGAUGCACUUUGGCGGCGGAAGCGGAGGCGGCCACCGCAGCGCCAGCACGCACCGCGCGUCGGCGGCACUCCGUCCCCGCGCACGACGGCUGUGUUGGCCCCCUGCCGUACGUGACCUUUCUCCGCAAGGCGGCGCGCGACGUGAAGUUCGGCCGUGACCCGCGCAGCAGCUUCUACGCCCUCUUUCAGGACCCGUCGAGGGAGCUGCUGGACAUGCAGUACCUCCGCAUGUUUGUGCGCCGCUACCUCGUGCACACGAGCCAGGGCGACAACCCCGAUCGGAUCCCACUCCACGCCUUUGUGACCGCGCGCGGCGGCUGCGCUGACCUCGACCGGGCGCUUGCACGCCAGCUUGUGCGGGAGGAGUUGUCCGAGCUGAUUAAGACGGACCGAGGCAUCGCGAAGGAGAAGCAGCGGGUGGCGCUGCGUGAGGGGCGGCGCGCGGCCGGGCUGGGUGCUGAGGGCCGCACCCUCGAUGUCCCCACGGGGUUGCUAGCCGGCACCGGUGUUCUCUACGGCACCGGCGUGCCGCAAAAGUCCUUCUUCACCGGCGUCGCUCUGGCCGUCCUCACGUUUUUCUGUGCACUUUACCUGGCGGUCAGCGUGGGGGUGUACCACGAGCCUUUCGUCCUUUCUUUUCUCCUGCAGACGCUGUGGUUCGUGGUGGCGUCGCUGCCGGUGUGGGCGUUGGCGAGUGUCUCGACCAUCCUGCACGCCGUCUACAUGCGGCUCCCGCUCCGCAAGAACCUCACUUUUCUGGCGGCGCGUGGCGUGCUCUGCGUGGGUGGUGUCGUCUGUUCUGUUAUGUGCGUUGUUAGCCUGCUGAACAACGAGGUUUACAAGUACAUGGCGAGUCAGUCCGGCGAGGACCUGUGUGCGUUCUACCGGAACUAUCAGUGCUCCGGCUACGACUACAGCUGCAACAGCGGGUACAGGGAGAGUGCCCUGUGUGACGUUCCAUGCAAUCUGCAGGCCUUCGCUGACACGACGUGCUACAAUGUUAUGUGGACGGCGAUCCAGAUAACCUUUGACCCGCUCAUCGUCUUUGCAGUUUGCAUCAUUUUUGGCUGCCUGUUCUCGCUACUGAUGAUGGCGAAGAUGCUGAUGAUUGCGGGACGCGUCGCGCAGAGGAGCCUUUAA
Molecule: messenger RNA, 1915 nt
Organism: Leptomonas pyrrhocoris
Lineage: Eukaryota; Euglenozoa; Kinetoplastea; Trypanosomatida; Trypanosomatidae
Exons: 1
Coding region: 68-1915 (615 amino acids)
Source: RefSeq, a predicted model, not a curated record